Peniophora sp. CBMAI 1063 is the source of this 498-nucleotide messenger RNA. NCBI's taxonomy places the organism in Eukaryota, Fungi, Basidiomycota, Agaricomycetes, Russulales, Peniophoraceae. The record is from the annotation of a GenBank genome assembly.
AUGCAGCUUCUUCUCUCCACCGUCCUCUCCGCCUUCGCGCUCACCGCCGUCUCGGCAAGCAUCGCUCCCAACUCGGUCGCCAAGCUCCAGCUCACGACCAAUACCGACCUCUGCGUCGGCAGCACCGGCACGGCCGUCGGCUCCCCGCUCUCGCUCGAGUCGUGCAACUCUGCGCUGACCACAUUCAACCUCCCUCGCGGCGCGCCCGGCACGGCCACCCAGCUCGCGCUCAACGCGACGCUCUCCGGCGCCGGACCUAAGGCUUGCGCUAGCGCCCAUGGCCUGGACGUCGACGGCACUCUCAUUCUCGACGUCUGCCAGGACGAUGCGGCUCAGCGUUGGACUGUCCAGGGCGAGACUGGAAAGGGCCCCAUUGUUGCUGGUACGGGCUCGGGCGUGUACUGCUUGACCGCCUCCUCCACCACGGAGGGAAGCGCUAUCACUUACUCGGCUUGCUCGGGCAGUGAGAAGCAGGAGUGGUCGCCUGUUGCCGCCUGA